This is a messenger RNA of Heteronotia binoei (common prickly gecko), 2684 nucleotides long. RefSeq names its product zinc finger protein 436-like. The record is from RefSeq and is a predicted model, not a curated record. Gene Ontology annotation, biological process: regulation of transcription by RNA polymerase II. Gene Ontology annotation, molecular function: DNA-binding transcription factor activity; RNA polymerase II cis-regulatory region sequence-specific DNA binding. The coding region runs from base 136 to 2265 and encodes 709 amino acids. Lineage: Eukaryota; Metazoa; Chordata; Lepidosauria; Squamata; Gekkonidae. The transcript has 4 exons.
GGCCAGCCCUCUUGGAGGAGGACUUGGUGUGUGCGUUAAUUUUCUUCUUGUGGAUUUGCUGCACAGUAUUUGCCCAUAAACCAUCCAGAGGGAUUGUGAGGCAGUGCUACCCUGCGCACUGUGAAGAAGGACAAAAUGGCCGCUGAGUGGAAGGAGGCCUCCUCCCUGGCUUUCCCAUUCCAACUGGUGGGGUUGCAGCAUCAGAUGAAGCAGGAACUGGACGAGGGAACGCCCCACUUCUGGGGGUCGCAGGACUGCCAGUUGGCAGCACCGAUUCUUACAGCCAGACAUGGAGAUCCGGGAGCAUCACUGUGGGGUGACAGUGAUGUCUCUUGCUCAGUUGCUUCCAGCCAGUGGCUCGGAAGGCACGAGGCCAUGGAAUGCUUGCAAGUCUGCAAUGAAGAUACCCAAGAGAUGAAGAGAGAGGCCUGCAGAAGACUGGAGCGCAGAGAUGGAGGCGAAUGUAAGCCAGUGAAGGAGAAGACCUGCAAAGAGGAUGCCCUUGAGACAAAGCGCCAUCAUUUCAGGGGCUUCCACUACCACGAAGCUGAAGGGCCGCGAGCAGUUUGCAACCGACUUCGGGAACUCUGCCGGCAAUGGCUGCAGCCAGAGAGGAACACCCUGGAGCAGGUCUUGGAGCUGCUGAUUUUGGAGCAGUUCCUGGCCAUCCUGCCAUCCGAACUGCAGGCCUGGAUCCGAGAGUAUGGCCCAGAGACCAGUUGCCAGGCUGUUGCCCUGGCUGAGGAUUUCCUGCUGAGGCAGCAAGAGACCGAGAGCUGGGGAAAGCAGGCACAGACCCAGCGGACCUCCCCGAGUCUCCUUGAAGUAGAGCAGGCUCUGUUGGAUAUCAAGGUGGAAGAGCUCGGCAAGGAGUCCCAGCAGGAGGGCGAUGGAGAUGCCGACUCUGUGGGGGACAGACUGGCAUGGGAGACCAAUGAGGAGGAGAAGCCAAACCUUGAAGUUUCAGAACAACUGGGACCAUCUACAGACAUCACGGAAAGGCUUUCUUGGCAUCCAAUGAGUGGUGAGAUGUCUGGAAACAGGCACGUGGCACGAAUUGAACCAAGAAAUGCCCCUGAAAAACAGGACAGUAACUUUGUUCCUUGUUGGGGAGCUGCCAAGGACUUUGGUGAUGCCAGUGAGGGGGAAAUCCUCACAAGUGAGCUUCAGAAUUCGUAUCCAGUGGGCAAGAUGAGCAUCCAUCAAAUGAUAGAUCCUCUUGCACAUGAGAGAAUCCAGGCAGGCAAAAAGUUGUAUGAAUGUUUGGACUGUGGGAAGAUUUUCAGUGUAAGGUCCAUGCUUGUGGCGCAUGAAAGAAGACACAUGGAGGAGAAGCCAUACCCCUGUUCACACUGUGGGAAGAGUUUUGGCAUGAGCUCAGACCUCACCAGGCACUCUCGAACCCACACAGGGGAGAAGCCAUACAAGUGCUCGGAGUGUGGGAAGUCCUUCUGGCAGAGCUGUUCCUUAAGCAGCCACUUAAAGACUCACAUUUGUGCAAACCUUUUUAAAUGUUUGCAGUGUGGGAAAAGUUUCGGCAGCAGAGCAGAGCUGCUCAGGCACGAGAGGUCCCACGUGGGUGAGGAGCUCCAUAAAUGCUCCAAUUGCGGGAGAAGCUUCAGCCACAUUUCGCAGCUCCUGGUCCACAAGAGAAUCCACACGGGUGAGAAACCAUACAAAUGCCUCGAGUGCGGGAAGAUCUUCAGCAUAAUCUCGCUCCUUAGGGGGCAUCAGAGGAAACAUUCCGGCGAGAAGCCAUAUAAAUGCUCGAACUGUGGGAAAACGUUCAGUGGAAAAUCCAACCUUAAUAGACACUGGAGAAUCCACACCGGGGAAAGGCCUUUCAAGUGCUCCUUUUGUGGGAAAAGUUUCUGCAUGAGUUCAGACCUUAUUGCUCAUGAGAGAAUCCACACUGGACACAAACCCUACGAGUGUCUGGACUGCGGGAAAACCUUUAGUCAAAAGCAGCACUUGACUAGCCACCAGAGGACCCACACAGGAGAAAAGCCGUACGUUUGUUCACACUGCGGCAAAGGCUUCAGCGUGAGCUCCAACCUCAACACCCACGAACGGACCCACACAGGAGUGAGGCCUUUUAAAUGUUCUGACUGUGGGAAGUCCUUCAGUCAGAAAUCACAUCUCAUCAGCCACCAGAGAAUCCACACUGGCGAAAAGCCCUAUUUCUGCAGGGACUGCGGGAAAAGUUUUGGCUCCAGUUCCAACCUGAUGGCCCACAUGCGAAUCCACUGUGGGGAGAAAACAUAACAGUGUUUGGAAACAGGGUUUUGUUUUGGUUUUUGUGUGUGGAGGGGGAAUAUUCCUCAGAUUCACUGCUUUAAAAUUUACAUGGACAUUUGAACCUGCAUUCUCAUAAGCAGAAUCGGUUUUACCUUUCCCCUGCCAAUAUUCCUAAUGGAUUUAGGUUGGGCUUUUUUUGGAGCAGGAACUCCGUUACAUAUUAGGCCACACCUAAUGUAGCCAAUCUUCCAAGAGCUUACAGACUUUUCUUACAGGGCCUACUGUAAGCUCUUGGAGGAUUGGCUACAUCAGGGGUGUGUGGCCUAAUAUGCAAAGGAGUUCCUGCUGCAAACCACCCCCUGGGUUUAGGCAUUUUUGGGGGGUGGGGAGAGAUAAUAGGAAAAUCAAAUACCAAAAGUAUUUUGUUCGAUAAACUGGUACUUAAC